Messenger RNA from Myotis lucifugus (little brown bat), 9034 nucleotides. It is a transcript of the gene REL, whose product is annotated as REL proto-oncogene, NF-kB subunit. The transcript is spliced from 10 exons. Gene Ontology annotation, molecular function: RNA polymerase II cis-regulatory region sequence-specific DNA binding; DNA-binding transcription factor activity, RNA polymerase II-specific. Gene Ontology annotation, biological process: inflammatory response; non-canonical NF-kappaB signal transduction; response to cytokine. Gene Ontology annotation, cellular component: cytoplasm. The record is from RefSeq and is a predicted model, not a curated record. NCBI's taxonomy places the organism in Eukaryota, Metazoa, Chordata, Mammalia, Chiroptera, Vespertilionidae. Bases 103 to 1908 code for a protein of 601 amino acids.
CCUGGGGGACGCAGGGGUCCGGGCGGCAGAGUGACGGCGCGGCGGGCUGACUGACUGCGGCUGCCUUCGGUCCGGACGCGCGGCGCGGAGCGGAGCGGAGCCAUGGCCUCCGGUGGGUAUAACCCAUAUAUAGAGAUAAUUGAACAACCCAGGCAGCGGGGAAUGCGUUUUCGAUACAAAUGUGAAGGGCGAUCAGCGGGCAGCAUUCCAGGGGAGCACAGCACAGACAACAACCGAACAUACCCGUCUAUCCAGAUUAAGAACUGUUAUGGAAAAGGAAAAGUGAGAAUUACAUUAGUAACAAAGAAUGACCCAUUUAAACCUCAUCCUCAUGAUUUAGUUGGAAAAGACUGCAGAGAUGGCUACUAUGAAGCAGAAUUUGGACAAGAACGCAGGCCUUUAUUUUUUCAAAAUUUGGGUAUUCGAUGUGUAAAGAAAAAAGAAGUAAAAGAAGCUAUUAUUUCAAGAAUAAGGGCAGGAAUCAAUCCUUUCAAUGUCCCUGAACCACAGCUGCUUGAUACUGAAGAUUGCGACCUCAAUGUGGUGAGAUUAUGUUUUCAAGUUUUCCUCUAUGAUGAACAUGGUAAUUUGACGACUACUCUACCUCCUGUUGUGUCUAACCCAAUUUAUGACAACCGUGCUCCUAAUACUGCAGAAUUAAGGAUUUGUCGUGUAAACAAGAACUGUGGAAGUGUCAGAGGAGGAGAUGAAAUAUUUCUGCUCUGUGACAAAGUUCAGAAAGAUGACAUAGAGGUUCGGUUUGCGUUGAACGACUGGGAAGCUAAAGGCAUCUUUUCACAAGCUGAUGUGCACCGCCAGGUGGCCAUUGUUUUCAAGACCCCACCGUAUUGCAAAGUGAUCACGGAGCCCGUGACAGUGAAGAUGCAGUUGCGGAGACCUUCUGACCAGGAAGUUAGUGAGUCGAUGGAUUUCAGAUAUCUGCCAGAUGAAAAAGAUACUUAUGGCAAUAAAGCAAAGAAACAAAAAACAAGUCUCCUUUUCCAGAAACUGUGGCAGGAUUGUGCAGUUAAUUUUCCUGAAAGACCUAGACCUGGUCCCCUAGGAUCAACUGGAGAAGGAAGAUUCAUUAAAAAAGAAUCAAACUCGUUUCCUCAUGGUGCAGUUUUGAAUGAAAUGCUCCGGCCUGCAGGGGUCUCGAGCCAAGCAGAAUCUUACUACUCGUCAUCUGUGUCCAUCUCAAGUGCCAUGCCACAUCAUGCCUCAGCCAUGCCCCCAAUGGUACCUCAGCCUUCUUCACACUGGUCCUCAGAGCCCCACCCCCCCUCGUGCUCAGUCAGUACAAAUCCACUGAGUAGUUUUGCAACAGGGACAAUUUCCUCUAAUUCAAGAUUCCCAGAAAUGCAUGUUGUGAAUGACUUGCAUGCUUCUAAUGCUUGUAUUUAUAACAGUACUAAUGACAUAGGCCGAAUGGAAACAUCAUCCCUGUCAUCAGCUGACUUCUGUGGUUUUUCCGGUGCCAACAUGCUGCAGAAUUGCCCUGUCAAUAUAUCCAAUAAUGACAGCAUGAGAGAGACUGACAAUUCGGGAUUUACGAGAAUGAAUAUGGGAAGCCCUUCAUGCAACUCGGUGUUAGACCAAAGGGAUUUGAGACAGUUCCAUCAGAUGUCCUCUUCCAGCGUGCCAGCAGGCGCCAGUUCCGGUACCACUGCAUUCGCGUCACAGUCGGAUGCAUUUGAGGGAUCCGACUUCAGUUGUGCAGAGAACAGCAUGCUGAACGAGUCAGGGCCUUUGAAUGGUACUAAUCCAAACGGUCAUGGUUUUGCUCAAAGUCAGUAUUCAGGUAUUGGCACUAUGCAGAAUGAGCAGUUGAGCGACCAGUAUACAUUUGAAUAUUUUACGGAUAACUUGCAAGACUUAAAUGAUGGUUCAAGCUUUAAAUCCUUUUAAAUGUUAGCAAUCAUUUUGGUAUUACCCACAUAGAAUUAACAUUUUCUAUUUCUCCCACCAUAUGUAGGAGAUUUCUUUGAUAGGCUCUCUUGGCUCUGGAGCUCCUCCAAGAAGUAGAAGAGAGGGAUGAACUCAUUUCCCAACUUCGGGAAGAGCUGCAAAAAGCCCCAAGACUUUGCUUCAAGAGUAAACAAAUCCACACCACUUGAUCUCUAGGCUAUGAUGUCCCCUGGAAUCCUAUGUGCACCCCACAUAGUUUAUUUAAACUAGUAAAUAUUUCAGUCUAGGUUAGAUCAUUACUUGACCAUUAGAAGUGUAUAAUGAAUCUGUGACAUGUUAAAUAUUAAAUAAAAUCAAUUUUUCAACUAAAAAAAAAAACCCACACCUUUGGGUAUGGAGAAUACAAAGUUGGAAAUUGCCAGAAAAGGAACAUUCCAAAGUAGACAUUUAAAAGGUUUUAGUGUUUCCCCUUUUGAAGCAUGUGGCCUGAUACUGUGUAUGGUGGGAGUUCUGGCUUUAGAGUCCCACCACGUUUCCACAGAACAGAGCAAAGAGAACAUUGGGGCACAGCUCCAGUUUUUACAAACUUUUUAAUAUUUCUUUUGUUAUGUAUUAAUGUAUUCCUAGUUAAAUGAAUUAACCGAUAUUUGCUUUUAAGCAAAUUUAAGGUAAAACCUGUAAUGGCUAUGUCAUUGGAAAAAUUAAUUUCUUAUUAUUUUUUGAGGCCCAUGGGCCAAGGUGACCCCUAAGGGGUUUUUCUGAGGCUUUUUGGAGUUUCUUGGAUUUAUAUGCAAAUCAAAAUUUCUUUAAAAUGCUAAGUUGGACAGAAGGGUGCAUUUAAGGAAUGGGAGGUUCUCUACUUUUUGGAUUAUUUAAACCCAUAUCUAAAUUGCUUGUGAUUUUAGGUUUACACCUAUGUUCUUAAGGGGAAGAAAUUUCUUUGGACCUCUUAUGUGUCCUCACUGUGAGUUCAUCCAAUUUCAUGCCGUCAACUCUGAGAUUUUACCCCUAGUUUAGACCUGUCCUCUGAACAGCAGAUUUGGAGUUUACCCAUAUGUGUGUAAAACUGCUUAUUUAACAUCUAUACCUAGAAAUCUAAUUAAAGAUCAAACCCAACACAUUCUUGAUCUCCCCUCCCAAACGUGCUUCUCUUUUAGUCUUCACCCAUCUCAGUAAAUGGCAAUGCCAUGCCUCUGGUUGCUCAGGUCCAGGUCUAUGGACUCGACCUUGAUUCUUUUUUCCUUUUAUCUCCCCUAUCCAAAUCUGUCAGCAAAUCUGGUAGGGCCUACCUUCAGAAUACAUCCAAAGCUGGCCCCCUCUUUUGACCUCUACCAUUAACAUCCUGUUCCAAGCAACCAUCAUCUCUGGCCUGGAUUGAAGCUAUUUCCUCCAAAAACCCUCUUUAUUUCCUUGAGUCCCUACAGUCUAUUCUCCAUAAAGUAGCCAGAAUGAUUAUUUUUAAGCCACAUCAAAUCAUCUCAUUUAACUGCCCAAAACCAUCCGAUGGCUUCCCAUCUCAGAGUGGACACCAAGGUCCUUAAGGUGAGCAGGCCCCGCUCCCUCUCCUACCUCAUCUACCACCAUUUCCCCUGCCAUUCAGCUCCAGGUGCUCUGGCCUCAGUGCUCCUCUUCGAGUACACUCCUGCCUUACGGUCUUUGUACUUGUUCUUUCUGCCUGGAAUGGUUUUCUCUCCGAUACAUGCAGGACCACCCUCCUUACACCCUUCUCACUCCACGUUACCUGCUCAAAAAAGCCUUCUUUGACACUAUAACUAGUUACCAGCACAUCACGUCCCUUCCUUUAUCUUUUCCCAUAACCUUAUCUAAGCAUUCAUUUGUUUACUAUUUGUUUUCUUGUGCUGGAACAUAAGCUCCUUGAGGGAAGAAAUACUUGUUUUGUUCGUAGAAUACACAGUUUGUAGAACAGUGUCUGCCUCAGAUUAAGUGAUCAGUAAGCCCUAAGUACUACUGAUACAACUCUGUUUUUUGAAAUAAAGAAUAGCUUUAAUUAUUAGAUGCUCAUGGUUUUCAUAGUGCCGUUUAGUGUGACAUCAGGUUUCUAUCAGAAUCCUGUACAUUUAAGACAACAAUUAAUUAAUGGUAAUCCAAAUAGUUGGAAGGCAAAGUGUAAUUGUGAUGGAAUUGUCAUGAUGCUAAGUAACCAACUUAUUCAAGACCUAGUUUAUUUUAUAACUAGAACCUACCAUAAAUGUUGAGCAUAUUCCUAGCUAGAAACAUGUCAUUUUGUUAGAGAAUAGUAAGAAGCUAGGAAAAUUCCAGGACAAGCAGAAUUUGGAAACUCACUUUGCAGCCACCUAGUAAAUCCUGUUUUCCCUCAGCCAAGGAUACUUAAGAGUAAAUGGUUUGCACAUCUCCUCCCCAACUGGAAGGUAAAUAGCUUAAAUCACCCUACUCAGGGAGACAUAACAGAAACCCAGUUAGUGCCAUUUGCCAACCACACCCAAGGACAGACAAUUUAAGAGAAUAAAUCUUCCCCCUCAGGAAGACAAGAACUGAGGUCUCGUCGUCUCAUGGUUAAUAAUUUCACUAACAUAGCAUCCAACCAAACCAUAAAACUACUGGAACAAUUAAAACUAGUCAAUUUGGUCAAAAUAGAGAAUGUGAGAAUGUCAUAUAAAUAAAAAUUCUGAGUUGAAUGAUACUGGGAAAUGGUAAUGGUAAUAUAAAGGUUGAGAUAUUUAGGAAGAAAAAGAUUAAUGAUUAAAAAGAUUAAAGCUAAGUACCAUUAAUGUUUCUCAAAAAUGAUGAUUUCAAAAUGAAACAUUCUUGUUAUUAUAAUUUUAAAAAUCAUAAGCACAUAACAUACUUCUUUAGAACAUACCAAGAGAAAUAAAAACCUGAAGGCAUAAUUUCUUACCUAUUCAAAAUAUGAACCCAAGAUAUUUCCAGAUAGUGGUUGAUAGGUGGUACACUUUUUUAAAAAUAUAGAAUCCUCUAGUUGUGUGUUAAUUAGCAUUGAUCAGCUUAAACAACUGUUAGAAAACCUAAAUGGAUUUUUUAAAUUAAAUAAGCAGUUGACUCGCAGUUUUUUUCUGUGUAAGCCAAAGUAAGGUACUGCUACAUCUGUGUUGAGAUGGAUUUUUUAUUUUUCAUGUGCCAUUUACUGGUCAUAGGAUUUAUUUUAUGAUUUAAAAAGAAUUUUAUCUCUAAAUGUGUUCACACUUUCACCUGUUCUUGUAACCCCCCACUCUUAGCUUCUGAGGAAAAGGUGACCUUUCUAACCUCUACUGAUACACUGGAUUCCCCCCCCCCUUCUCUCCAAUCCCUCUCCUGUUUCUUUAUCCUCACAUCAGCAUUUAGUGCCUCUUUUUUUGUAUAAUAAACAUAAUAAAAGUCUUCUUUAGCUUAAAAGGAAAGAAACAAACCUCUUCUGCUACCCUCAUGCUCCUUCCCUUCACAUCCAGACUCACAACAUGCUUUCGGUCUCCAUGUCCUCAUUCCCGGUCAUUCCUUACCCUCUCCUCUCUCACUUUACCUCCUACUAUUUUCUUCUGCUGUUCUGUGGAAAGUGACCUGGGACACCUCCCUUGUUAAACCUAGUAUCUUUGUAUCCAUCUACUUACCUUUGUAUGUUUGGACUGUCUGUAACCUUCCAUCCCCUGGAGCACUCCCUCCUUGGGUACUCCUCCAAAGAUUCUGUGGUAGAGAACAUUCUUCUCUGAGGUUGAUUUUUUUCUCUGAGUCUCAACCCUGGGCCCUCAGUUGGUGCUAUUUUUCCCCCAGGGUGACCUUGUCGGUGCCCACUCCAGCUUUCUCUGAGGCUAUCUGAAUGCCUUUAGAACUGGUUCUUCCUUUGGCUACUCUAGUGGCAUUACCAUUUACCCUGCCAUCUAAGAUACUUAAACGAAACCUCAAAACCUCACAUUCUUCCUUAGUCAUCAAGUCCUUUUGAAUCUGCCUCCCCCAAAUCUCUUGCAUUUGUCCCUCAGUUGCCGCUGAGUUCUUAGUGUAGGCCUUCCUUCUUUUUCCCCCAACAAGAAUAUCUUUUCCAUAUGCUCCAGUUAAAAAUAACACCCCAGCUCUAGCCGGUUUGGCCCAAUGGGUAGAGCCUUCAGUCCGAGGAUUCGAUUACAGUCAAGGGCACGUACCUCGGUUGCAGGCUCGAUCCCCACCCUGGUUGGGGUGCUUGCAGGAAGCAACAAAUGGAUGUGUCUCUCUCACAUUGAUGUUCCUGUCUUCCCCUCCCACUCUCUAAAAAAAAAAAUCAUUGAAAAAAUGCCCUUGGGUGAGGAUUAACAAAAAAAAUAUACCACCUCAUCCCCCCUUAUCCCUUAUUGUCAUUCUUUGAAAAAAAAAACUCUGGGCAUCCAUUGCCUUUCAUGUAUUAUAUACUCUACCUGUAUUGUUCAACCACAACACAUCGUCUUUAAGACUAGGCUUCUCUGUGAAACUUGAGCCUGCCCCCCUAGCUGAGGUACAACUGUACAUUGCCCCUGUUGGAGAACUCCUCACUGAAUUGUAGUCACUUAAGGUUUGUCUCAUUCAUCUUUGGGAUUCUUUCCCUUAGCAUAAUCCCUGGCAUAGUUGGUGCUGAAUAAAUGGUAGCUAUUACUAGAGAGUUAAAUUGUUUUAUUGCUUAAAGUAUUACAAAGAGUAUUACAUAUGUCUCCUUUUUUUCCCUCGCCCUUGACAAUCCCCUGGCCUCCCCUACCCCCCAGUGUCUUAUGUCCAUUGGUUAUGCUUAUAUGCAUGCAUACAACUCCUUCGGUAAGGAUGGGGUUCUUAAAGGAAAAGGUACUUAACCUGACAAGAAAAGCAUUGAUGCCAAGAUUUUCAAGUUUGUGAAACACUUUACCCUCUGCCUCCCAUGUUAUUAGCUGUAUUAGGUAGAAAUUUUACAGUUAUUAGGAUUGUCUCAUAUGUCUGACUUGGCGGCUUCUCUCUACUGUAUGUGAGGGGUUUAACCUCAGUCCUCCGUGCAUUUCCUGGACACCUUACCAUUGCACAGACACUGGGGUCUUCAUGUAAUCAAAUCACAUAUCACACUUUUUUUUAAUAUAUAUUUUAUUGAUUUUUCACAGAGGGAUAGAGUUAGAAACAUCGAUGAGAGAGAAACAUCGAUCAGCUGCCUCCUGCACACACCCUACUGGGUAUGUGCCCGCAACCAAGCCGGAAUCGAACCCAGGACCCUUGAGUCCGAAGACCGACGCUUUAUCCACUGAGCCAAACCGGCUAGGGCACAUGUCACACUUUUUAAUGUCUAAUGUACAAAGCACCAUGUUUGGUUCUGGAAAUGAUAUAGAGGUGAAUGAGGCAAAACUCUUUCUCAAAGAGGUCAGUCUUUUUCUUUUGAGGGAAAACAUCUACGGUAAAGUGCAUAAAGUGGAUUAAUUUUAAGUGAACAGCUUGAGUAUUUACAUACAUAGACAGUCAUUUCCAGCACCCCAUAAGUUUCCUUCAUGCCCAUUGCCAAUCUACCUACUCCUCAAAAGCCCUCUUCUGAUUUCCAUCAUCAGCACCUAUCUUAAUAGCCUUUUAAAGUAGUCACUGGGCCUCUCUACUCAGAACCUUGCUGAACAGACACAGUUGGAUUGUCAAUUUCUAACCUGAUACUUCAGAAAAACUAAUUAUACUAGUACUCCAUGUUAAAGACUUGGAAUUGGUGAUCUAGGCUGCCUAGUAGCACCAACUAAGUUGUUAUAAAUUGAUUUAUUGAGGGAUUAAAGAAAUGUCCAUGGGAUGUUUAAAUAGCAUGGAGAAAUGGAAAGGAUGGGGAAUUUUUAGUCAGACAUCUGGGUUUUAAUCUUCAGCUCUGCCACUUAAAAGCUGUGUGAUAUUUAACAAAUCACACCUUUUGUGAGCCUGUCUCUUCAGAUAUAAAAUUGCAGGUAAUGCCCAGCCUACCUACCUCACAAGGUAUGUUGUAUUAAGUAAAAUAACGCGUAAGAAACACUGUAAAGUGUAUAGUACGAAUCAAAUACUGUUAAACCAUCCGUAUAUGUCCUGGGUCCCUGGUUAAUCCCUAGUCCAAACGCUCCUUCCAGUGGCAGAGUGAGAAAAACCACCAUGGGUUAGAUUUCCAUAAUAGGCAUCCUGAAACCGGUUUCUGUUUAGAGUGGCCAGCUGCUGCCCACUUCUGGAGGUAUUCAUUCGACUUUAUUCUUUCCAGAGCCAUUUCCAAUUGUAUAGCAAAGGUAGGUCAAUUAAAGACUUCCAGUCCUGAAAUUCUGUGACUUUCUUCCUAAAAAGAGGUCUCAUCAUAGCUAAUGAAGUUACCACUUUAAGAUUCCUUUCCUGUUUUGUUUAAGUAUGGGGCAAAAUUAGGAUGUUUAUAAACAAUUAUUUUUUCUAAAUAUUUUUAAAUAUUUUUUUUCUAUCCUAAAUGUCUAUGACUUUAGGGAAAAGAUACCACCUGCUAUUAAUUACCUGUUUAAAAGGAGUGGAAUUUAUCAUAUUCUAGUCAUCUUAAUCACCUGCUUCUACAACUUCAGUUUACUAUUGGACUUUCAAAAAUUUAAAGAGUUACAAAAAAGAUUCAUUAAACACCUCUCUAUGAACAAUAAUUAGUACAAAUUGUUGGUGCUUCAACAAAUUGAGUUUUCAGAGAUAUCAGCAGGUAAAUAAAAUACAAAUUGGUAAAAGUAUCAAGUGUUUAUCUUGCCUAUUUUCCUUCUUAAACUUUAUUAUCUAGUCAAACCAUUAUAACUUUGUAUAACGUGUAGUAAGAAUUAGAUGAGGUUGGAGUAUUUGGGGAUCCAUAUGUGGAAUUCAGUCUCAGGAGACUUCAUUGAUGACACAGUUGAGGUAGCUUUAAGAGGAAAUGGAAAGGACACACAACAAGAUUUUUAGGAAAUGGACAUUCUUAAAUGCAUGGUUCAGACCACAUGCACCCUUUAGAAAUUAUAUCUGUUUUAAAAGAAUGUACUUACAAAUGCUUUUGAUUAUGAGGAAUCCACUAUUACAUUUUUUACUGUUAUAAUUUUUACAAGUUCUCAGGCACUGUUGAAUUAUUUAAUUGUUAAGUGUGAUGUCAAGAUGCAGUUAUUUUAAAACAGGAAUAUUUUCUUUUAUUGUACAGAAUGUUGUCUUUGUAAUAUCUUUGUAUACAGUAAUUUUUUUCUUGGUAAUAUAAUAAAUGGAAAAAAUUCUAAAACCCUUACUAAAA